CAUAAACACCCCCGUCAGCAGAGCUUCAACACCAACAGGCAGCAACUCAUCUCAUCCUGCUCUCAUUUUCUCUCUAUUUUCUCUCUAUGACCUCAAUAAAACGACCGCCAUCAAAAUGACAUCCGCAGCCCCAACCCACCACCACGUCGUCUGCCUCGAAGAAUGCCACUGCCCCAUCCCGCCCUUCUCCUUCCCCCACACCUACACAGGCUACGACUCAACACCGCCCUCAACACCAGCCCUAAUCUCAGCGCUACACGACGCCACAAUCGCAAUCACUACCAUCGUGCCAAUCACACCGGACGUGCUGCAGGCCUGUCCGCGCCUGCAAUGCAUCAUCGUCAUGGCCACGGGCGUCGAAUGGGUGCACGAACACAUCUCCGCGUUCCAGUCGCGCGGGGUCACGGUGAUAAACUGCCCCGGCGCGAAUGUGGGCACUGUUGCCGAGCAUGCGAUUGCGUUGUAUUUUGCUGCGAGGCGGAAGGUUGUGGGGUUGCAUAAUUUGAUAACGGGGUCGGGUGGGGAUGAUGAGUAUGCGGAGAAACGGACGCUCGUGCAUCGGUUCCAGGGCGGCCCGCCGCAUACGACGCAGCAGGAGGUUGUGGCUAUAAUUGGGUAUGGGGCUGUGGGGAAGCGGAUUGAGGCUGUUGCGAGGGCGCUUGGGAUGCAGGUUCUGAUUGCGGAGCGGAAGGGGGUUAUGGGGAUGCAGGUGAGGGAGGGGAGGGUGGGGUUUGAGACGGCGGUGCAGAGAGCUACGGUGGUGAUUGUUGCGGCGGCGAAGAGUGGGGAGACGGUUGGGUUGAUUGGGGAGGGCGAGUUGCAGGCGAUGAGGAGGGAUGCGGUGGUUGUCAAUGUUGCCAGGGGAGGGAUUGUGGAGGAGAGGGCGCUUGUUCGGGCGUUGAGGGAGGGCUGGAUUGCUGGUGCGGCAGUCGAUGUGUUUGAUGGAGAGCCCCCCGUGCGUGGGCAGUCGGUGCUGCUGGAGGAAGACGUGCCGAACCUGACGCUGUCGCCGCAUAUUGCGUGGUUCUCGGAGUCGACAAUCCGGAAUCUGCAGGAUUUGUUGGUAGAAGGGCUGGAGGGGUAUAUCGAGGGGAACUUAGUUAAUGUUGUCUGUUAAUCUUCGACUCGAUAAUAAUGCAUGUUUAGCUAUAAGAACCAUGAGUAUAUAGCUUCUAUAAAUAUAGACUACCGGUCAUACAACAUUGAAAAUGGUAAACUCAGCAUCAGCGACAACUAUAUACAUUAAC
Aspergillus versicolor CBS 583.65 is the source of this 1247-nucleotide messenger RNA. Its product is annotated as D-isomer specific 2-hydroxyacid dehydrogenase family protein. The record is from RefSeq and is a predicted model, not a curated record. Lineage: Eukaryota; Fungi; Ascomycota; Eurotiomycetes; Eurotiales; Aspergillaceae. The transcript has a single exon. Gene Ontology annotation, molecular function: oxidoreductase activity, acting on the CH-OH group of donors, NAD or NADP as acceptor; NAD binding. The coding region runs from base 116 to 1117 and encodes 333 amino acids.